AUGCAGGAGUACUCUAAAACGUCGGUAACUGUAACAGUCCGAGAAUCCACUUCAUCGAUUGUUGAGGCAUGCAAGCGGAACACCAUUGAUGAAAGCAGUAUUGUGGCUGGUUGUGGAAUGCACGAAAGUGUCCAUGCUCUGCCCAUCCCAGCUGCGAGAAUGUUCCACAAAAACGAGGACGGCGAGGUUGAUCUGUCGAGCGAUGAGUAUGGAGCGCACACUUUCCAGAAAAAGACAACCACUGAUACUAUAAAGGACAAGGAUGGGCAGGUGGAUAUGUCCAGUGACGAAUAUGGAGCGCACACGUUUCUCAAAAAACGGCAAGCACACCACCAAAGUGUUCGUCAACGUCGUCGUUAG
Molecule: messenger RNA, 360 nt
Organism: Cooperia oncophora
Lineage: Eukaryota; Metazoa; Nematoda; Chromadorea; Rhabditida; Trichostrongylidae
Source: the annotation of a GenBank genome assembly